AUCUCAGCAUUUCAUAUACCAAGGACUGGAGUCGUAGAGGCUGUUAAUUUGAGAUUAGUUUGCUGAUGCUGCAAUUCAAGUAAAAGGCAUGAAAGAAUAUGCCUACUUGAGAUAUUACUGUUAUGGGGUCUUUAAAUGUUGAUUUUUCUAGUCAAAUGUACAAUUAAAGUGGCCGCAAUAUCUGUGUUAGAGAUCCACUAUCGCAUCAAAAGUCAACAUGCACUAGGAGACCCAUGAGCAGAUUGGAUAUUUAUAUUAAAAGCUCCAAUUCAAUUUCAUUGACUUUGAAAUUCUUGGAGUUCUUCAUCCCUUGCUAAACGACUCCGUACUCGGUAGUUAACUGUAGUUUUAUGGUAUAGUUCUAUAAAUAAAGCAUGUCUAAAGCCUUGCUAAUAGUACAUUGAAGAGAUGGAUAUCAAAAGCAAGAAACCAUUGUUCUAUCAAUGUCUUGUGUUACUCUUGCAUUUGUCCUUCAAAAUUCGUUCCUCAGAAGGAUCGGAUACCAUCUUUUCAGGCCAAUCUCUUUCUGGGAACCAGACAAUAACCUCUGCUGGUGGAGAUUUUAAACUGGGAUUCUUCACACCAGGUAAAUCUCGUAACUACCAUGUAGGCAUAUGGUAUGCGAAACUACCAGAUCAAACGGUGGUUUGGGUUGCAAAUAGGCAACAACCUGUAUCCAACCUUACAUCUUCGGCUUUGAAGCUUCUUGAGAAUGGGAACUUGGUUCUACUCAACCAGUCCAAAGCCAUUAUGUGGUCGACUGGUUCGAAAUCUGUGGCUCCUAAUUCGACAGUUACCAUGCUUCUUGACAGUGGUAACCUUGUCAUAAGAGAUGCAUUAGAUUCGUCAAAAAUUCUCUGGCAGAGUUUUGACUAUCCAACUGAUCAUUGGCUGCCAGGUGGGAAGCUUGGGUAUAACAAUCUUACUAAGGAAAAGCAAAAGAUUUCUCCUUGGAGGAGCUCCCAAAAUCCGGCACCUGCACUCUUCUCUCUUGAGGUAGAACAAGACGGAACAAGUCAUUUGUUGCUAUGGAAUGAAUCUGAAAGAUAUUGGACAAGUGGGGAAUGGACGGGGAAGGUUUUCACCGAAGUUCCUGAGCUUCAGUUGAAUUACUACGUAAGGAAUAUGACAUAUAUUUCGAAUGAGAAUGAGAGCUAUUACACUUAUUCAGCUGCCAUCCCUUCUGCUUAUACUCGAUUCUUGUUGGAUGUCACUGGCCAGCUCAAACAAUUUGUUUGGCAGAAGAGCUCUAAUCGAUGGGAUUUGUUUUGGACUCGACCACCACAAGAAUGUGAGGUUUAUGCAUUCUGUGGGCCUUUUAGUAUCUGCAAUCAAGACAAGGCACCUCUUUGCUUUUGUCCGGAGGGUUUCGAAACUGAAGCGCCAGGAGAUUGGGAAAUGGGAGAUCACACAGGUGGAUGUACGAGGAGAACUCCUUUACAAUGUGAUAAUGGAGGAACAGACACAUUUCUUGUGAUCCCCAACAUGCGAUUUCCAUCGAAUCCAGAGUCUUCAACAGCUAAGACCAUUGAAGAAUGUGAAAAGGAAUGCUCAACCAACUGUUCAUGCAAUGCUUUUGCUUAUGAUUCUGGGUGUUCUAUAUGGAAAGGAGACGUCUUCAAUCUGCAACAACUUCCAUCGGACGAUAAGGCUGGAAGAGAAUUUCAUAUCCGAAUUUCAGCAUCUGACUUGAGAGGGAACGGAGUUAAAGAAACUAGAGGUAAAGUGAAAGGAAAGAUUGCUUGGAUUGUUGUAGCAGCAGUAGCAGGGUUUCUCACUCUCUUUGCCUUUGUCCUUGUUCUUCUUUGGAGAAAACAAUCAACUAGUGACUUUGAGCCCGUAGAUGAUAACUUCCUGCUCUUCAAGUACCAGGAAUUAAGAACUGCAACAAAGAACUUCUCGGAAAAACUUGGAGAGGGAGGUUUUGGUACUGUAUACAAGGGAACAUUGCCAAAUUCAACUGCUAUAGCAGUAAAGAAACUCAAAAAUCUGAAGCAAGGUGAGAAGCAAUUCCGGGCAGAGGUGAAGACAGUUGGAUCAAUCCAACACAUCAACCUUGUUCGCGUGCGGGGAAUCUGUGUUGAAGGUUCACAAAGACUUCUGGUCUAUGACUACAUGCCUAAUGGUUCUCUAGAAACAACUCUGUUUCGUAAGACUGCAAAGGUACUAGACUGGAAUGAAAGGUAUCACAUUGCUGUUGGAACUGCUAGAGGAUUGGCUUAUCUUCAUGAGAAAUGUAGAGAAUGCAUCAUACACUGUGACAUCAAGCCAGAGAACAUUUUACUGGAUCCAGACUAUAAACCAAAACUAGCUGAUUUUGGUCUUGCAAAGCUCAUAGGACGAGACUUCAGCCGGGUUUUGACAACAAUGAGAGGAACCAGGGGCUAUCUUGCACCAGAAUGGAUUUCAGGUGAAGCCAUCACAACAAAGGCUGAUGUUUUUAGCUACGGAAUGUUGCUUUUUGAGGUAAUUUCAGGGAGGAGAAACAGCGAGCAAUUAGACGAUGAAAUGGACAUUUAUUUCCCCUUCCGGGUCGCAAACAUAAUCGACAAAGGAGAAGAUGUUGUGCAGUUGUUGGAUGACAGAUUAGAUGGUAACACCAAUAUAGAAGAACUUAACAAAGCUUGUAGAGUUGCUUGUUGGUGUAUUCAAGAAAAUGAGAAGGAUAGGCCGAGUAUGGGGCAGGUGGUCCAACUGCUUGAAGGGCUAUCAGAAGUGGGUGCACCUCCAAUCCCAAGGUUUCUCCUCGGUCUAUCGGAAAAUCCUGAUGAAGCCAUUCGUUUUCAGGAGACUUCUUCCAGUUCAACUCUUACGGGCUCAAAUUAAUGCUUACCCAUCUUUCGUGCUUUAUGUGCUUGUAUUCCUCUUCAUCUUAAUAUUAGUGUAUGCUACAUGCAUGUUAGAGAAGUUGACUAUUACUUUGGAUUGUCAUUAAUGCUGGUCGUUUAAUGAAAAAUACGAUAUUAUGUAGAAAGGUAAUAUUCCUUUCCCAUAUGAAA
This is a messenger RNA of Tripterygium wilfordii, 2999 nucleotides long. Its product is annotated as G-type lectin S-receptor-like serine/threonine-protein kinase At2g19130. The transcript is spliced from 2 exons. NCBI's taxonomy places the organism in Eukaryota, Viridiplantae, Streptophyta, Magnoliopsida, Celastrales, Celastraceae. The record is from RefSeq and is a predicted model, not a curated record. Gene Ontology annotation, molecular function: protein serine/threonine kinase activity; ATP binding. Bases 409 to 2826 code for a protein of 805 amino acids. Gene Ontology annotation, biological process: protein phosphorylation; recognition of pollen.